Rotaria sp. Silwood2 is the source of this 210-nucleotide messenger RNA. The record is from the annotation of a GenBank genome assembly. Lineage: Eukaryota; Metazoa; Rotifera; Eurotatoria; Philodinida; Philodinidae.
AUGUCUAGUAAAGAAUGGACAUUGUUACACAUCGCUAAAUCAUAUGAAGAAGCAAAAGACUUUGCAACAACAAAUUCUAAUAUUUGUGAAUAUGGACGAUCAGAUUUAAAAAGCGAAGCAAAUGCUCAUUUAAAUGCAGCUAAUACAGAAGAUAUCCAUUAUGUUCAUUUGAAAUUAAAAUUAUUGUGGCGGAUAACACCAUGCAAUUAG